UGUAAGAUCCUAUGAGGACGCCUGGUGGCGCUGCAGGAUAAGAAGGUACAAACCAGCCCUGCAGCUGCGACUCCAUUAACAGGCAAAACUAAGCAGCAGAACCUGGAAGCCCACGGGAAGCUUGGAUGCCAUGGGAGGGAGGACUGGAAGGACUGGGUCCUCUAAUAGGAGCACUCACUGGAAUAUUUCUGAGGUCUCUCGGGAAAGAACCACAAGUCUUGGAUUCUGAAGUCUUUACAGUUCAGCAGAACCACCCUCAAGGGAGGCUUUACCAGAAAAGAACAAUGGAGACCAGCGGGAAGCUCAUUUGCAGACAAAGGCAAGUCCUUUUAUUCAUUCUCCUCUUGGGCUUAUCUCAGGCGGGCUUGGAACCUAGGAGCUAUUCUGUGGUGGAGGAAACUGAGGGGCAUGCAUUUGUAACCAAUUUAGUAAAGGACCUGGGUCUGGGUCAGGGGGAACUCUCCAAGCGGGGAGCUAGGGUCAUUUCCAAAGGGAACAAACUACAUUUGCAGCUUGAUCAGGAAACUGGAGAUCUGUUGCUAAAUGAAAAACUGGACCGGGAGGAAUUGUGUGGUCACACGGACCCCUGUGUGCUGCGUUUCCAGGUGUUGCUAGAAAAUCCCUUAGAGUUUUUUCAAGCUGAGUUACAGGUAAUAGACAUAAAUGACCAUUCCCCGGUAUUCAUAGACCGAGAUAUGUUGUUAAAAAUAUCAGAGAGCAGUCCACCUGGAACUACAUUUCCACUGAAGAACGCUCAGGAUGUGGACGUGGGCCGAAAUAAUAUUGAGAACUAUGUAAUUAGCCCCAAUUCCUACUUUCGGGUCCUUACCCGCAAACGCAGUGAUGGCAGUAAAUAUCCUGAAUUGGUGCUGGACAAAGCCCUAGAUCGGGAGCAGGAACCUGAGCUCAGGUUAACCCUUACAGCUCAGGAUGGCGGCUCUCCACCCAGGUCUGGCAUCGCUCAGAUCUACAUCGAAGUCGUGGACAUCAAUGAUAAUGCCCCCGAAUUUCAGCAGCCUCUAUAUAGGGUGCAGAUUCCUGAGGACAGUCCCAUUGGCUUCCUGAUUGUCACAGUCUCUGCUACCGAUGUAGACACAGGAGUCAACGGAGAGAUUUCCUAUUCACUUUUCCAGGCUUCUGAAGAGAUUUGCAAAACCUUUGAGAUCCACCCAAAGACAGGAGAAAUUCGGCUGAAAAACCAACUUGAUUUCGAAAGAAUACAGUUCUAUGAGGUCAAUAUCGAGGCCAGAGAUGCUGGCAGUCUUUCCGGAAAAUGCACCGUUCUGACUCAAGUCAUGGAUGUGAACGACAAUGCCCCAGAAGUCACCGUGUCUGUAUUUACUAGACAUAUACCUGAGAACUCGCCUGAGGCUGUGGUUGCAGUUCUCAGUGUUUCAGACCUUGAUUCAGAAGAAAACGGGAAAAUAAAUUGCUCCAUUCAAGAUGAUCUACCCUUUCUUCUGAAAUCUUCCUUGGAAAACUUUUACACCCUAGUAACAGAGAGACCGCUGGACCGAGAGAGCCAGGCCGAGUACAACAUCACCAUCACCGUCACUGACCUGGGCACCCCCAGGCUGCAAACCCAGCACCACAUGACGGUGACGGUGUCCGACGUGAACGACAACGCGCCGGCCUUCAGCCACACCGCCUACACCCUGCGGGUGCGCGAGAACAACAGCCCCGGCCUGCACAUCGGCCGCGUGAGCGCCGCGGACAGAGACGCGGGCGCCAACGCGCAGGUCACCUACUCGCUGCUGCCGCCGCACGACCCGCGGCUGCCCCUGGCCUCGCUGGUGUCCCUCAACGCGGCCACCGGGCAGCUGUUCGCGCUCAGCUCCCUGGACUUCGAGGCGCUGCGCGCGUUCGAGUUCCGCGUGGGCGCGGCCGACCGCGGCUCGCCGGCGCUCAGCAGCCAGGCGCUGGUGCGCGUGCUGGUGGGGGACGCCAACGACAACGCGCCCUUCGUGCUGUACCCGCCGCAGAACGGCUCGGCGCGCUGCCCCGAGCUGGUGCCCAGGGCGGCCGAGGCGGGCUACCUGGUGACCAAGGUGGUGGCGGUGGACGGCGACUCGGGCCAGAACGCCUGGCUGGCGUACCAGCUGCUCAGGGCCACGGAGCCCGGGCUGUUCGGCGUGUGGGCGCACAACGGCGAGGUGCGCACGGCCAGGCCGCUGAGCGCGCGCGACGCCGUCCGGCACAGGCUGCUGGUGCUGGUCAAGGACAACGGCGAGCCGCCGCUGUCGGCCAGCGUCACGCUGCACGUGCUGCUGGUGGACGGCUUCUCGCAGCCCUACCUGCCGCUCCCGGCCGCGGCGGCGGCCGAGGCCCGGGCCGACCCGCUCACCGUCCACCUGGUGGUGGCCUUGGCGUCGGUGUCGUCGCUCUUGCUGGUGGCGGUGCUGGGGUUCGUGGCGGUGCGGCUGGGCAGGAGGAGCCGGGCCGCGGCGGGGGGCGGCUGCUCGCUGCCCGAGGGCCCCUUCGCGGGCCACCUGCUGGACGUCAGCGGCGCGGGGACCCUGUCGCACAGCUACCAGUACCAGGUGUGUCUGACGGGAGACUCAGGGACCAAUGAGUUCAAAUUCCUCAAGCCCAUUAUCCCCAAUAUCCAGGCACAGAGCUCUGGGAGGAAUAGUGAAGAAAAGCCCACCUUUCGAAAUAGCUCUGGAUUUAAUUUUCAGUAAGAAUUCUUUUUUUUCUUUAAGUGUUGUACUCAUAUCCAUAUUAGUUUAGUUUUAAAACUCCUAGUUGUUAUGCAGUUUCAAGCCUAAUUUUAAGUGCUAUAUAUCUGUUUUACAAUGUUAUUUCAUCCUUUUUGCAUUAAUCAAUAGGUAGCUUUAAUUAGCACCCUUUUCUAAAUAAUAGUUUUAAGGUUUAACCAUUUCAAAAUGUGCAAGGAUUUAGUUAUUAUUUCUUAUCUAGAGAACAAAUUUUUACUUUCUCCUAGUAUAUUUCAUAGACUAAUCUCUUGAUCCUAAUCACCUUGUACUUCCUUCAUGUAAGAAGACAUACCUGCACUUCUGACCUUAUCUAACAUUCUAUUUAAUCAUAUAUUUAAAAACCAUGUCAUCUAGCAUUUAAAAAUAAAUAUUUCUCUGUUACUCUGCUCACGACACAAUGAGAUCAUCUUGUGAGUGAUAUUGGACUCACAAGAUACCUUGUAGUCAUAUUGUUAUUUCAUUUCCCUUAAAUACACUACUCUUACCUUUUUCUAGUGUUC
This is a messenger RNA of Mirounga angustirostris (Northern elephant seal), 3217 nucleotides long. Its product is annotated as protocadherin beta-13-like. Bases 126 to 2681 code for a protein of 851 amino acids. Gene Ontology annotation, cellular component: plasma membrane. Gene Ontology annotation, molecular function: calcium ion binding. NCBI's taxonomy places the organism in Eukaryota, Metazoa, Chordata, Mammalia, Carnivora, Phocidae. The record is from RefSeq and is a predicted model, not a curated record. The transcript has a single exon. Gene Ontology annotation, biological process: homophilic cell-cell adhesion.